Molecule: messenger RNA, 2246 nt
Organism: Struthio camelus australis
Lineage: Eukaryota; Metazoa; Chordata; Aves; Struthioniformes; Struthionidae
Source: RefSeq, a predicted model, not a curated record
CUCGCCCGUGAGCAGUCAGCUGUGGGAGGAAAAGAACAUGAUGAGCCUCCACAGUGCAAGGCAGGACAAGAUAUUGUGCUGCAGUCACCUGUCGACUGGGUGCUUCUGGAUGGCCGAGAAAGUUCAGAUGACCAUGGAAUUGUGCAGUAUGAGUGGACUUUGCUGCAAGGUGACUCAUCUAUUGAAAUGAAGGUACCACAACCAGGAACACUGAAGCUGUCUCACUUUCAGGAAGGUGUAUAUAUUUUCCAGCUAACUGUGGCGGACACUGCUGGACAGCAGAGCUCUGAUAAUGUCUCUGUGACCGUUCUUCCCAUGGUUCAUUCUGCAGUAGCGUGUGUUGGGGUUUGCUCUCGCUACCAGUUUAUCUGUGAUGAUGGCUGCUGCAUUGACAUCACAUUUGCUUGUGAUGGAGUGAAACAGUGCCCUGAUGGAUCUGAUGAAACUUUCUGCCAGAACCUCAGCCCAGGCCGGAAGACAGUGACUCAUGCAGCUCUUGGAACUACCCAGCAAAGGACUGUAGGACUGACUGAAAAUGCACAUGAAAACUUUUCUGCAGACAACACCCUGAAAACCACUGUAAGAAAUGAACUGUUUCUUUCACUGGCUGCAGACAUGUCUAACCAAUCGCUUUCUCAGGGACCAAAGAAACAAAGCAGUGGAUUUGUGCCAGAUAACACUUCCUCAGGGAAAAGAACAGAUGAUAAAAAUGGAAAUGGCAUAACUGUGCCAAAGAGAGAUCAGCUUGAAGGUAGUCGUCCAGCCCCAGAAACAGGUGCUGUAUUACCCUUGGCCUUAGGCUUGGCCAUCACUGCUUUACUGCUGCUUAUGGUUGCUUGCAGACUGCGUUUAGUGAGACAGAAGCUUAAAAAAGCUCGACCCAUUACAUCCGAAGAGUCUGAUUACCUCAUCAAUGGGAUGUAUCUCUGAAAAUUGGAUUCAGGUUGCUUGUUUUCUCCCCUUUCUCCUGUAUCCAUAAACCUCUGCCUCUAAAAAAGGACCAAAAUCUUUAGUUAAGUUUCAAAUUUAGAAGCCUACAAGAUAAGAAACAUGGUCUUCCCCUUUGGUGAUACAGUAAAAAUGUGGGUAGGUGCACGCAGUCAGAAAAUAAGCAGUGUUCGGGCAACAGGGAGCAGCUCCAGUUGACUCCAUGUAGCAAACACGGCAAGGUGGAGAAACCCCCCUGGAUGGGGGGUGCCUGAGCCCUCCCACAGAGCUUAGGGCCCAGGCGGCCGCAGCGCACCCAAGGGCUUGGGGGCCGGAGCAGCCAGGCCCACCAGCACCAAGUCACACUGUCAGAGCUGCAGAGGGAAGCCAGUCGGCACCCUGCCCUGCUCCUCUCAGUGCUGCCAACCUGCGCUCCGCUCUGCCUAUGGGGACGCUCUAGAGAAACACGUUACUUUACUGUCCAGCAAAGACUGAUUUGUGUCAGUUCCACGUGACACACUGGGAAUACUUUCAUUAAAGGGGUUUGUUUUGCUUUUUUAAUCAAAAGCAAUCACUAUUCAAGCACCAGCUUUUGUAACAACAUUUGGGAUUUAAGAAACAAAACAGAACAUCUUUUUUCAUUCUUAGUUUAAACCUCUGUGCAGCUAACAGAGUCGCACAUGCUAAAUGCUAAAAUGAAAAAUACACGUACUCAAAAGAUGGGUGUGGACUUACCCAGUGCCAACAGCAGUCAUGUCUGAUUCUAGAGCUAUGCCUGUCCCCAGAUCUCAUGGCUUUUUCAGCACUUUCCAUCCCUAGCUCAACACAUUCCAUGUUGUGAAAGAGCAGCAGGCAGUGCCUUUUAUCUGAGGGACUGGACAAAGCCUUGGUAGCAGAGACAGGAUUUGUUCUGUUGGAGAUAAAAAGAACGAAGUUAGCAUUAGCCAAUCUGAUGCAGUCAGUGCGACUGCUGCUUCUGCCACCACAGGUUGGGUACUCAGGACUACACGCUCGUGCAGUGUGUUUAAAGCCCUGUCCUGCUUUCCCAGGAGUUCAGGAUUCUUGCUGGUUAAACCUUAGCUCCCUGCAAAGCUUGAAAGCUUCAGCAACUUGCUCUCCCACCCCAGUAAAAUUCUCAUAGAAUUAUAGCAAGUAAUUGAUAUGUGUGAGUGAAUUUCAGAUGUGUUAAUAGUAAAAUGUAUACAGUACAUGUUAUAUAUACAUAUUAUAUAUAUACCCACCUUGCUGUCUAUAUGUUGUUUGACUGUCCAAGGAUGUCACAUUCAUCAAGGGUCCCAGUAGAAAAAAAAAAAAAAAAA